Messenger RNA from Rhinichthys klamathensis goyatoka, 1679 nucleotides. It is a transcript of the gene umps, whose product is annotated as uridine monophosphate synthetase. Bases 38 to 1498 code for a protein of 486 amino acids. The record is from RefSeq and is a predicted model, not a curated record. NCBI's taxonomy places the organism in Eukaryota, Metazoa, Chordata, Actinopteri, Cypriniformes, Leuciscidae. Gene Ontology annotation, biological process: 'de novo' UMP biosynthetic process; 'de novo' pyrimidine nucleobase biosynthetic process. The transcript is spliced from 6 exons. Gene Ontology annotation, molecular function: orotidine-5'-phosphate decarboxylase activity; orotate phosphoribosyltransferase activity.
UACUACCCGCACUUUACUUUACACUGUUUAGCGGAACAUGACUGAUCAAACUGAAAUGGAUGACACAAGUAUACAUAGUUUAAUCCUGAAACUACACGACAUCCAAGCAGUCAAGUUCGGAACUUUUAAGCUUAAAAGUGGACUCACUUCGCCUAUCUAUUUUGAUCUUAGAGUAACAGUGUCCCAUCCAGCGUUGAUGAACCAGGUGGCAAGCCUUCUUCACAAGCGUGCUGAGGAUGCAGGGGUUCAGUUUGAUAGUGUGUGUGGUGUCCCUUACACGGCUCUUCCUCUGGCCACAAUCAUCUGCUCUACCAAGCAAUACCCCAUGCUUAUUCGACGAAAGGAGGCGAAGGACUAUGGAACGAAGCGUCUCAUCGAAGGAACCAUCCACCCUGGUGACAGAUGCCUAAUAGUAGAGGACGUAGUGACCAGUGGCAGCAGUGUUCUAGAAACCGCUGAGGUACUAGAGAACGAAGGCCUGAAGAUCACAGAUGCAGUGGUGUUAAUGGACAGAGAGCAGGGAGGCAGUGCCAGGCUAGCUGACAGUGGCAUCACUCUACAUUCAGUCAUUUCUGUCUCCAGACUUCUGGAUGUGUUACUUAAAUCUGGCCGAAUAGACACGGCCACUUCUCAGAACGUUGAGAGAUUUGUUCAAGAAAACAACACCUACGUAUCAGCAAAGAAAAAUGGCUGCUCCGCUCCUAAAAAGGGCUGUAAUUAUCUCGGCUAUGGGGCUCGUGCCGGGUUGCCAGACACUCACCCUCUCGCCGCCCGCCUGCUGAAGACCAUGGAGGACAAGAAGAGCAAUCUGUGCGUGUCUGCAGAUGUGACUCGUUCUGAGGAGCUGCUGGAGAUCGCUGUGACGUUGGGGCCACUGAUUUGCGUGCUGAAGACUCAUGUGGACAUCCUGCAGGACUUCACUGCAGACGUCACCAGCAAUCUGAAAGAGUUGGCUAUAAAGCACAACUUCCUGAUUUUUGAGGAUCGCAAGUUUGCAGACAUUGGGAACACAGUCAAGCAUCAGUAUGAUGGUGGUCUCUAUCGGAUCUCCUCAUGGGCGCACAUCAUUAAUGCCCACGCAUUGCCGGGUCCGGGUGUGCUGCAGGGUCUCGGUGCCGUCGGCAAGCCUCUGGGUCACGGCUGUUUGCUGAUUGCUCAGAUGAGCUCCCAGGGUUCCCUUGCAACAGGGGAUUACACUCGAGCAGUGGUCAAGAUGGCUGAAGACCAUUCUGAUUUUGUGUUUGGAUUUAUAAGUGGAUCGAAGAUCAGUGACAAGCCUGGUCUGAUUCACAUGACUCCAGGAGUGCAAAUGCAGAAAGGAGGGGAUGGACUUGGACAGCAGUAUUCAAGUCCAGAAGAUGUGAUCUGCACUAAAGGCUCUGAUAUCAUCAUUGUGGGACGAGGUAUUCUUGCCAGCCCAGACCGGCUCCGAGCUGCAGAAGAAUACAGAACGGCAGGCUGGGAGGCAUAUCUGAAAAGACUCUCACAGGCCAGCUAAGGAAACCCCUCAGGAAAGAGGAAGAAGAAUUUGGGGCCAGUUAAAUCAUGUCUAGUCUUUGUAGCUCAGUCAUUCCAUCCACUUUAAUACUACUAACCUGAUUCAGAUUACUCCCUCCUUGUUUUUGUUCACUCGGUAAUAAAAUGUUGUUUAAAUACUUAUCAAUAAAAGUGUUGUUUGA